Ilex paraguariensis (yerba mate) is the source of this 750-nucleotide messenger RNA. The record is from the annotation of a GenBank genome assembly. NCBI's taxonomy places the organism in Eukaryota, Viridiplantae, Streptophyta, Magnoliopsida, Aquifoliales, Aquifoliaceae.
AUGGUUGGUAAACGGCUGGGAGAUAAUUAUAGAAUCUUCAUAAUGGAGUGCGUUGUUCAAGGAAUUGUAGAGACACAGCAUGUUGAAGCCCUUGAAAUUCUUCUUCAAGGUCUAUGUGGUGUUCAUAGAGAACGUUUAAGGAUCCAUGAAAUGUGCUUAAAAAGUGGACCAAACCUAGGACUUGUAGCUUCAGAGGUUCGACUUUUAUGCGAUCUUGAGCAGCCUGAACCCGCUUGGACUGUUAAACAUGUGGGGGGUGCAAUGAGAGGUGCCGGCGCUGAACAAAUUUCUGUCCUGGUGAGGACCAUGGUAGAAAGCAAAGCAAGCAAGAAUGUGCUCCGCGUGUUUUAUGCACUUGGCUAUAAGUUAGAUCAUGAACUGCUAAGAGUGGGAUUUGCCUUCCAUUUUCAAAGAGGAGCUCAGAUUACCAUUACAGUGUCCUCAGUUAAUAAGAUGCUCAAACUGCAUGCAACCGAUGAGGCAGUGCCUGUGACCCCAGGCAUUCAACUGGUUGAAGUGACAGCCCCUGCAUCAUCUGAAAACUACACCGAAGUUGUUGCUGCAAUGUCAUCUUUCUGUGAAUAUCUUGCACCGCUUCUCCAUUUGUCAAAACCGGGUGUGUCUACAGGGGUUGUUCCUACUGCCGCUGCUGCUGCAGCAUCCCUCAUGUCAGAUGGUGGAGGGGUUGUUCCUACUGCCGCUGCUGCUGCAGCAUCCCUCAUGUCAGAUGGUGGAGGUACCACCUUAUAG